AGUGCUCGGAGUCACACGGUUUGCCUGGCAUUGUUGGGUACCGACGCUCAUGAUUUGGAGCUUUUACAGAAAUUGAUGAAUAUCCCCUGCAUGCCUAUUGUAUGGAUUGAAAGCCACGAUCCUGAUGUGAAAAAGGGGAAGAUUCCAGAACAGAGCCGUUUUCUUGAAUCCUGACCCCCAUACAACUCCUGACAUUACCCAUUUCAAGUGUCACCGAAAAACUGUCAGAAGACUUGAGCCAUGCCCUGCGUUCAGGCUCAGUAUGGAUCAUCACCUCAAGGAGCUAGUCCUGCUUCCCAGAGCUACAGCUACCAUACCGCAGGAGAAUACAGCUGCGACUUCUUAACACCUGAGUUUGUUAAGUUUAGCAUGGACUUGACCAACACUGAGAUCACAGCUACUACUUCUCUCCCUAGUUUCAGUACAUUCAUGGACAACUAUAACACCAGUUACGACGUUAAACCGCCCUGUCUGUAUCAAAUGCCCCACUCUGGAGAACAGUCCUCUAUCAAGGUGGAGGAAGUCCAGAUGCACAGCUACCAUCAGCAGAGCCACUUGCCACCUCAGUCGGAAGAAAUGAUGGCUCACUCUGGGCCUAUGUACUUCAAACCCUCCUCGCCUCAUGCCCCAAGUACGCCAAACUUCCAGGUUCAGCCAAAUCACAUGUGGGAGGAUCCGAGCUCCCUCCAUAGUUUCCACCAGAACUAUGUUGCGGCAACUUCUCAUAUGAUAGACCAGCGCAAGAAUCCGGUGUCGAGGCUUUCGCUGUUCUCCUUCAAGCAGUCUCCCCCUGGUACUCCUGUUUCUAGCUGUCAGAUGCGGUUCGACGGCCCGCUGCACGUCUCCAUGAACCACGACAACCCAGGCGCGCACCGUGGCCUCGACAGCCAGAGCUUCGCGGUACCCAGCGCCAUAAGGAAACAGGCUGGCCUGGCCUUUCCUCACUCCCUUCAGCUCGGCCAUGGCCACCAGCUGAUGGACAGCCAAGUACCAUCGCCCCCGUCCCGAGGAUCUCCAUCAAACGAGGGUCUGUGUGCAGUAUGUGGGGACAACGCAGCCUGCCAGCACUAUGGAGUGAGAACCUGCGAGGGCUGCAAAGGAUUUUUCAAGCGCACUGUUCAGAAAAAUGCAAAAUACGUGUGUUUAGCAAAUAAAAACUGUCCUGUUGACAAACGCCGAAGAAAUCGUUGCCAGUACUGCCGUUUCCAGAAGUGCCUUGUCGUCGGAAUGGUGAAAGAAGUUGUCCGGACGGCUAAUCUAAAAGGUCGAAGAGGACGCCUACCAUCCAAACCUAAAAGCCCCCAGGAGCCAUCCCCACCCUCGCCGCCGGUGAGCCUCAUAAGCGCACUUGUUAGGGCCCAUGUGGACUCCAACCCCUCCAUGUCUGCGCUGGACUACUCCAGAUUCCAGGCUAACCCUGACUACCAAAUGACUGGAGACGACACUCAGCACAUCCAGCAGUUCUAUGAUCUUCUGACGGGCUCCAUGGAGAUUAUCCGAGGCUGGGCGGAGAAGAUCCCCGGGUUUUGUGAUCUACCAAAACAAGACCAAGAUCUCCUCUUCGAAUCAGCCUUCCUUGAGCUUUUUGUUCUGCGACUGGCAUACAGGUCCAACCCGGUGGAAGGCAAACUUAUUUUUUGUAAUGGAGUGGUCUUACACAGGCUACAGUGCGUCCGUGGAUUUGGGGAAUGGGUGGACGCUAUCGUGGAGUUUUCUUCUAACUUGCAGAGCAUGAAUAUAGACAUCUCAGCUUUCUCCUGCAUCGCGGCGCUGGCCAUGGUAACAGAGCGACACGGGCUUAAAGAACCCAAGAGAGUUGAGGAUCUUCAAAACAAGAUAGUCAACUGCCUCAAAGAUCAAGUGACAUUCAAUGGCGGUGGAUUGAAUCGUCCCAACUACUUGUCAAAACUCUUGGGAAAGCUCCCUGAACUCCGCACACUCUGUACCCAAGGUCUGCAGCGUAUCUUUUACUUAAAACUAGAAGACCUAGUCCCACCGCCAGCAAUAAUUGACAAACUUUUCCUCGACACUCUACCUUUCUGAGUUUGACGCUUUGGCUCAAUGGCGAGACCUCAAAGAACUUCCAAAGACUCUGUUUGAGUCAGCCUGACAGAUUUUUAACAUAUUAUUUCUGAAUAUUUGCAAGCUCCGUAGGCUAUUAGAACAACAAUACCUAUUAUGAGUAAGGAUUCAUGAGGAAAAAAAAGAUUAACAGGAUGAAAACAAAGAACUGAGCCCUCGUUUUGAUUGCCAUGUAAUUCCUUGAAAUUAUUGUGAGUGCCAAAUGAAUGAAUCACCGCGGGGAAUUUCUCUCCAAAUGGACAAAUUGUCAACAAAAUUAAUCCGGUCUUGCAAUUAUCACUUACUGUUUAUUUAACAUCAGCUCCACUGAUUAAGCAUACUCAGAUGUAAUAUAUUCCAUUUAUAUAUACACACACUGUAUAUUAUGAUAGAUUAUGUGAUGCGUCCAAUGCAUCAAUUUAUAACGUGUAUAAAGUUUGUUAUAAUGAAGAGAUUUCUUUUCUUUUUCUUUUUUUUUUCUUUUAUGACUCGUGCCUAUGUGUUUCUGUCAGGAUCCCAAGGUUUGAAAGAAAAGACAACGCAUGUUCUAGGUUUUAUAGGCACUUGCUGAGGUGAUGUCUAUAUACAAUAUAUACCGGACACUAUGUAGUCUGCUAGAUUUGAUACAGAUUCGUAGUACUGGCACACCUUUUAUGUAUGACGCAUAUGUGGAAAAGUAUCUCAUCUGUAUAGAAAAUGAGGGACCCAUGGUGUUUGUAAAACUGUCAGACAUUCCUUGUUUGUAUGUGUUGUAAGUAUUGUUGCUGUUGAAUAUAAACGUUUCUAUAUAUUUAUUAUUUCUAUUGCCAAGAGCUACACUAAGCAUGGUGCAAUUUAAACGAUUUCAAUCCAUCCAAAAUUCAUGCUGAGCACGUUGUCUAUGUUUCAUGUCUUAUAUACGUCUAGGUAGUUAUGAUUUAACACGUUUGGAAAUGAAAACUCCAUCUUAUAUCAAAGGUUCAUGAGUGUGUGAUAGGCCUACAUCCUUGCCAUCAUAUGAUGUAUUUAGACUACUGCAACGCAUUUGGUGCCGAAUUCAAAACCUUUAGAGAGAAAGAAAUAUUUAAUGUUUACAAAUAAAACUUUUAAAUCAAUUCUUUGCUAAAUAAGUUCUCUGAAAUUAAUUUGUUCCUCAAAAUACAAUUUUCCUGA
Myripristis murdjan (pinecone soldierfish) is the source of this 3213-nucleotide messenger RNA. It is a transcript of the gene nr4a2a, whose product is annotated as nuclear receptor subfamily 4, group A, member 2a. The coding region runs from base 241 to 2043 and encodes 600 amino acids. Gene Ontology annotation, cellular component: nucleus; transcription regulator complex. Gene Ontology annotation, molecular function: nuclear glucocorticoid receptor binding; nuclear receptor activity; RNA polymerase II cis-regulatory region sequence-specific DNA binding. The transcript is spliced from 8 exons. The record is from RefSeq and is a predicted model, not a curated record. Lineage: Eukaryota; Metazoa; Chordata; Actinopteri; Holocentriformes; Holocentridae. Gene Ontology annotation, biological process: cellular response to corticotropin-releasing hormone stimulus; dopaminergic neuron differentiation; central nervous system neuron differentiation.